Nematolebias whitei (Rio pearlfish) is the source of this 423-nucleotide messenger RNA. RefSeq names its product platelet-derived growth factor receptor beta-like. The transcript has 2 exons. The record is from RefSeq and is a predicted model, not a curated record. The coding region runs from base 16 to 249 and encodes 77 amino acids. Lineage: Eukaryota; Metazoa; Chordata; Actinopteri; Cyprinodontiformes; Rivulidae.
CACACACAGGAAGUCAUGAAUUCGUUUAACGAGUACAUCAUUCCCAUCCCGGACCCGAAGCCAGAGGAGGUUUUCACCGACGUGCCUGAAAGUCCUGUAAGCUCUUUGGCUCUGGAGGAGGAGACCGACUCCGUGUCCCAGGACACGGAUGAAACUCUUCCAGAAGACGACCGGCCGGAGGACACCAGCGAGAAAGACGCCCUGCUGGGCUUCACAGGGACGCCUGAGGUAGAAGACAGCUUCCUGUAGCCCCAUGCAAGAGCCCCGAGGACGACAAGAGUCACGUUGUCUGGCUGAAAGAGAAACCCUGAACCUAACUGUAGCAAAGCUGAGAAGAACUCUGCAUUUUCACUAGGAGAACUCAAAAAGUUGUGCAUCCUUUGAGUUUAUCUGAACUUGAAACAAACAAACAAACACUAAAUA